Camellia sinensis is the source of this 2380-nucleotide messenger RNA. The record is from RefSeq and is a predicted model, not a curated record. NCBI's taxonomy places the organism in Eukaryota, Viridiplantae, Streptophyta, Magnoliopsida, Ericales, Theaceae.
AACAGCAGAGAGAGAGAGAGAGAAAAAGAGAAGAAAAAGAGGAACCUUUGCCCUCCUUCGCUCCCCGGAAACUCUGGAGGGAGGUGGUGGAGGUGGCCAGAGUUGGCAGCGCUAACUCAAUUUUGUGUUGGUUUUUGACAUGGCUCACCUAUACCCUUCAGAUUAUGAUGGCCUCCCUCAACCCACCACCUCCACCGUGGUGGCCAUUGAUAAAGACAAGAACAGCCCCUACGCCGUUCGCUGGGCAAUCGAACAUCUAUUGACUGCCAAUUCAAACCUCAUCCUCAUUCACGUCACAAGCAGAAGUCCAGAUACUGGCGUGAAUGAUUCUGCCCCUGAUGCAAAUGGCGGGAUAGCAGACUCUGAUCUGCAGCAGAUUUUCAAUCCUUUUCGUGUGUACUGUGCACGAAAAAGGGUUACCCCAAAGGAGGUUGUCAUUGAGGAUUCUGAUGUUUCUAAAGCACUUUUGAGCUAUAUCAACAACAAUUUCAUUGCUAAUGUUGUUCUUGGUGCUUCAACAAGGAAUGCUCUUGCAAGGAAGUUUAAAAACUAUGAUGUGCCGACUCUCUUAAACAAACAUUCCCCAGAUUUUUGUUCCGUGCAUGUAAUUGCGAAAGGAAAGGCAGUGUCCAUCCGACCAGCAUCACGGCCUGCAGCUAAUAGUGCAACGCCGCCAAGACUACCAUCUCCAAGAGGGUUUCCACUUCAGUUGCCACUGCCACAUGAGCUCUCUGAGCUAGAGGAUCGAGGCAGGGCACAAUCGUUGAGGGGACUUGAGAGAUUGAUGAGGACCAAGAACAAUUCAGCCAAUUUGUCGCUGGACAUCGACAUUUUAACUAGAGGGCCAAAGAAUUCAAUUAACCGUAAUAUGAUUGGAGAUGAUGGUGAUUUUCAGGCACCAGGCAAUAAUGGAUCACUUGAUAUGACUGCCCAAAAUUUAGAUUUCAACAAUAUGGCAGAGGUUCGCCAGGAUAAUGGCCCUCAAUCAUAUUCAAAAGAUAUGGAAGCCGAGAUGAAUAGGCUGAAACUUGAGCUAAAGCAAACCAUGGACAUGUAUAACACAGCUUGCAAAGAAGCAGUCUCAGCCAAAAAGAAGGCUAAAGAGCUUCAUAUGUGGAAGCAAGAAGAAGCUCGAAAGUUCGAGCGAGCCCGGUUUGCAGAAGAGGCAGCUCUUGCCAUUGCUGAGAAAGAAAAGGCUAAAUCCAGAGCUGCACUUGAAGCAGCCGAAAAGGCACAAAAACUAGCUGAAAUGGAAGCACAGAGAAGAAAAUAUGCAGAGUUGAAAGCCAAGCGUGAGGCGGAAGAGAAGAAUCGGGCAUUGAAUGUUUUAUCAAAUAAUGAUGUCCGCUACAGAAAGUACACCAUAGAAGAGAUAGAGGCGGCUACUGAUAAAUUUUCAGGGUCAUUAAAAAUCGGUGAAGGUGGAUAUGGGCCUGUUUAUAAAGGCAAACUUGAUCACACUCCAGUUGCCAUCAAAGUUCUUAGACCUGACGCCAAACAAGGGAGGAAGCAGUUCCAACAAGAGGUUGAGAUCCUCAGCUGCAUUAGACAUCCAAACAUGGUCCUCCUCUUAGGUGCCUGUCCUGAGUAUGGAUGCUUGGUAUAUGAAUUCAUGAACUAUGGAAGUUUAGAAGACCGGCUAUUUCGGAAAGGAAACAGCCCUCCAAUUCCAUGGAGAAAUAGAUUCAAAAUAGCAGCUGAUAUUGCAACCGGACUUCUAUUCCUCCACCAGACAAAGCCUGAACCUCUAGUGCACCGUGAUCUCAAGCCAGCCAACAUCCUCCUAGACAGAAAUUUUGUGUGCAAAAUAAGUGAUGUUGGUCUUGCUCGCCUGGUCCCACCUUCUGUAGCCAACAGUGUUACACAAUAUCACAUGACCUCAGCAGCAGGGACAUUCUGUUAUAUAGAUCCUGAGUAUCAGCAGACGGGCGAGUUAGGGACUAAAUCAGAUAUAUACUCACUUGGGGUAUUGUUACUCCAAAUUAUCACCGCGAGGCCACCAAUGGGUCUCACACACCAUAUUGAUAGGGCCAUCCAGAAAGGAACGUUUGCAGAGUUGCUUGAUCCAACGGUGCCUGAUUGGCCUGUUGAAGAGGCUAUGCAAUUUGCAAAAUUGGCACUAAAGUGUUGUGAGCUAAGGAAGAAGGACAGACCGGAACUUGGUUUAACCAUAAUGCCGGAGCUCGCUCGACUAAGAGAUCUCAGAACUAAUGGAGGCCAGGUUGGUGAUCUUCCUGUUACAGGCACAUCAGAAUAGAUGUGAUUUAACAAUUUUCUUUUUUUCUUUUGAAUUUAUUUCUAAAUUAUAGAGUGCUUGGACAUAAGUCAUGUAACUUGUUUUUUAAUCAAAACUUUAUAUGGCAGAGUCUGCUUGGAUAUC